GAUCGCACCGGCGGAUGCAUAAUUUUCGGCGGAGCAACAGCGGGUGUGGUUCGGACUUUUACGGGUGGUUCACCUAGCAGCGCUUUUCCCGUUUUCAGCCAAGAGAAAGGGGAAAAUUGUCCUGACAGGAAACACGGAGGAGCCACUCGACUCUGACUUCGCUGUGCGGGCUGAGGGCAAGCAAGAACAAUGGCUACCCAGUCUGAUUUGAUGGAGUUAGACAUGGCGAUGGGGGACAGCAAGGCUGCAGUGAGCCAGUGGCAGCAGCAGUCUUACCUGGACUCAGGCAUCCAGUCAGGGGUCACCACCACAGCACCCUCUCUGAGUGGCAAAGGAAACCCUGACACUGAGGAGGAGGACCCAGGCCUGUAUGACUGGGAAUUCAAUCAGCCCUUCACUCCUGAGGCCACAGACAUUGAGGGCUAUGCCAUGACCCGGGCCCAGCGUGUGCGUGCUGCCAUGUUCCCAGAGACCUUGGAGGAGGGCAUCCAGAUCCCACCCACCCAGCUGGAUGCUGCCCACCCUACGGCAGUGCAGCGCCUGGCAGAGCCCUCUCAGAUGCUCAAGCAUGCUGUGGUCAACCUCAUCAACUACCAGGAUGAUGCUGAACUGGCUACACGCGCCAUCCCUGAGCUGACCAAGCUGCUCAAUGAUGAGGACCAGGUUGUGGUGAACAAGGCAGCUGUGAUGGUUCACCAGCUGUCAAAGAAGGAGGCAUCACGCCACGCCCUGAUGCGCUCACCCCAGAUGGUUUCAGCAGUUGUCCGUGCCAUGCAGAACACUGGUGAUGUGGAGACGGCCCGCUGCUCUGCUGGCACCUUGCAUAACCUCUCCCACCACCGUGAGGGGCUCCUUGCAAUCUUCAAGUCUGGAGGCAUCCCUGCCCUGGUCAAGAUGCUGGGCUCUCCAGUGGACAGUGUGUUGUUCUACGCCAUCACCACACUCCACAACCUUCUGCUGCACCAGGAGGGUGCCAAGAUGGCGGUGCGCCUGGCUGGAGGCCUGCAGAAGAUGGUGGCCCUUCUGGCUAAUACCAACGUCAAGUUUCUGGCCAUCACUACCGACUGCCUGCAGAUCCUGGCUUAUGGCAACCAGGAAAGCAAGCUGAUCAUCCUAGCCAGCGGAGGCCCCCAGGCUCUGGUCAACAUCAUGAGGACCUUCACCUAUGAGAAGCUGCUGUGGACCACAAGCAGAGUGCUGAAGGUGCUCUCUGUUUGCUCCAGCAACAAGCCUGCCAUUGUAGAAGCUGGAGGCAUGCAGGCCUUGGGGCUCCACCUGACAGACCCCAGCCAGCGACUGGUCCAGAACUGCCUCUGGACCCUCAGGAACCUUUCAGAUGCCGCUACCAAACAGGAGGGAAUGGAGGGUCUCCUGGGGACUCUGGUCCAGCUGCUGGGCAGUGAUGACAUCAAUGUUGUGACAUGUGCUGCUGGCAUUCUCUCCAACCUCACUUGCAACAACUACAGCAACAAACUCAUGGUCUGCCAGGUUGGAGGCAUUGAAGCUCUGGUGCGCACGGUUCUCCGGGCUGGUGACAGGGAGGACAUCACAGAGCCGGCGGUCUGCGCCUUGCGCCACCUGACUUCCCGCCACCAGGAUGCAGAGAUGGCCCAGAAUGCUGUGCGCCUUCACUACGGCCUCCCUGUGGUUGUUAAGCUACUGCACCCACCCUCUCACUGGCCGCUUAUCAAGGCUACAGUCGGUUUGAUACGCAACCUGGCUCUUUGCCCAGCCAACCACAGUGCCCUGCGGGAGCAGGGAGCCAUCCCCCGACUGGUCCAACUGCUGGUCAGGGCCCACCAGGACACCCAGAGGCGCACCAGCAUGGGAGGCAACCAGCAGCAGUUUGUGGAGGGUGUGCGAAUGGAGGAGAUAGUGGAGGGCUGCACAGGAGCUCUGCACAUCCUGGCCCGGGAUGUCCACAACAGAAUUGUCAUCAGAGGGCUUAACACCAUUCCACUCUUUGUUCAGUUGCUGUAUUCUCCAGUGGAGAACAUCCAGCGUGUGGCAGCAGGUGUGUUGUGUGAGCUGGCUCAGGACAAGGAGGCUGCUGAGGCCAUUGAGGCCGAGGGAGCGACUGCACCCCUCACUGAGCUGCUGCACUCCCGUAAUGAGGGUGUUGCGACCUACGCAGCAGCCGUGCUGUUCCGCAUGUCUGAGGACAAGCCCCAGGACUACAAGAAGCGCCUGUCAGUAGAGCUGACCAGCUCCUUGUUCAGAACUGAGCCUAUGGCCUGGAACGAGACUGGAGACCUGGGACUGGAUAUGGGAGCUCAGGGAGACCCUCUGGCCUACAGACAAGAUGAUGGAGCCUACCGGGCCUACCCAGCAGCCUAUGGCCAGGACUCCUUGUUGGAUCCCAUGAUGGAGGGUGCUGACUAUCAUGCCGACACUCUGCCUGACUUGGGCCACCACACCGACCCGCUGCCCGACCUCGGCCACACCCAGGACCUGAUGGACAGCAGCCAGCUGGCCUGGUUUGACACCGACCUGUAGGAUAGUUGUAUUCUGAUAGAACCUGCAUUGUGAUUGGCCUGUAUCGUCUGAAGCAGCAUUAUGAUUGGCCUGUAGAGUUGUUGAAGGUAAAGAAAGGAAUAAGGGAACUUGGAAAGUGCCUGACACACAAAUACAAGGGAGAUGGGUACCACAGGAAUGUUGACGCAAGUUGGAACGGGGGGGAAAGGGAGGGGUAAAAGCAAAGAAUCAGUGAGUGACGUGGAAACACACAAUGGAGGUCUUGGAGCAGGUUGCCUAGAUGGAAGAGUGCACAUGAGGUGGAUCUUAAAGAUGGAAACAGUUAUGUUUUAGCCUUGCCUGUAUUCUUAUCAGUUUUUGUUUCUAUUUUCUUAUUCUAUUUUUUAUUUCUUUUUGUAUUACUCAUUCUGUUAUGGUACUGACCCAGCUUGCCUUGGCACUAGCCAUCUUCAUUUUCUCUUCAAUUGCCAAUCAUUUGUAAUCUAUUUUUUUCUUCUCUUUUUUGUUAAACGUAUGUUAAACGUAGUGUUAAGUUAUAGUGGUAUUAUACAAUGUUCCUUUGGUUUAUGGCCGAAUGUGUAGAACACUAAUAAUCAGUUGAAUCGUACUCUGACUUAAAGUGUAACAUUGUGUAGUUUUUUUAUAAUCUCAGAAAUGGAGAAUUAUGCAUUCUUAAUAUGUGCUUGUUAAAGCAUAAUAAAAUAUGUCAGUGUCACAAAUGUUCUAAAGGGGGAUAUGGGUGAAAUUGAGGGUGGGUUGGGGAUAAAUCUAGAGACAAGUGUUUUAUAUACAGUAUCACUGGUAGGUUAACAACUUUUUUGUAUGCUAUCAUUGGAUGUCUGAUAGGAGAGUCCAUUAUGCUAUCAUUGGUGGUCUAAUAAAACCAGGUUUUAUGUGCUAUCAACGGUAGCUAGGUUGAUGAACCAGUUGUAGUCCUGCUGUGCUUAUUUUGGAGACGAGGUUAUGACACGGCUGAACAAUAAAGUGGCAUUUUAUUUCA
Messenger RNA from Myripristis murdjan (pinecone soldierfish), 3475 nucleotides. Its product is annotated as catenin beta-1-like. The transcript is spliced from 17 exons. NCBI's taxonomy places the organism in Eukaryota, Metazoa, Chordata, Actinopteri, Holocentriformes, Holocentridae. Gene Ontology annotation, biological process: cell adhesion. Bases 190 to 2496 code for a protein of 768 amino acids. Gene Ontology annotation, molecular function: cadherin binding. The record is from RefSeq and is a predicted model, not a curated record.